CCCUUCGGACUAUCACUCGUUUCCUCUCUCACCGCAUCCGUCUGAGCCCUCCCCUCAAGCAGCGGCAGCCGUCUCUCAGCGUUGCAGCACCUCUGUGACUCUCCGGUACUUUCUCUUCCUCUCUCUCGCAUUUCUCUCCUUCAUCAGCCAUCACUAACGAUUAUUUAUGAUUUUGUUGUUGUUUUGUUUACUAAAUUUUCAUAACCUGCGUGCAUUAGAAAUUUACCCAUAUUAGAAAUUUUCACCCUCAAAUUUUCAUAACCUGCGUGCGUUAGAAAUUUAAAUCCACAUUCUUCAAAUUUUCGGAGGGGAAAAACAUUGUCCACUCUCACUGUUUGGAGAUCCGCAUUCUCAUUUGUUUCUUUGUUUUUGUUUCAAGUUGAGGUUGUUUCUAGUUGAUAAAGAUGAUGGACGGAAUAAUGAUAAUCAAGUUUCUAGCUAAUAAAGUUGAGGUUGCUUCAGAUAUAGACUUGAUAUAUAGUAGAGACUAGAGAGAGAGAAAGACAGGGUGCUGAAAGCUAUAUAGAAUGAGAGGGAAUUGAAAAGUGAAAAGUGAAAAGUGAAAUACGGAAUUAUUUUAUUUCGUUUCUCUCUCCUUUCCCUCCCCGCGUCUUUCUUCCCCCCUUUCUCUCUUUCUCUCGUUCCAUCGAUCGAGCACAGAAGCCUGUGGCUUCUUCUCCUUCACGCAAAAUCGGAACAAAAUCCAUGGUUUCUCUCCUCAAAUCAGAGUGACUCCUUCAGCACUUGGCGCGACAGUUUUCUCCUUCAGUGCUUGUAACAGGAACUUUAGGUUGCUGCAGCCUGAGCAAAAAUGCUUCAACAUCAGAUGGACCGCUGCAAAGCGGUUUUCUAACAUGAAAUGUUAAAAAUAAAUUAUUUAAUAUCUUAUUAAAUAAUUACGGAAAAAUGGUAAAAUAACAUCCUUUGCUACACUUCCUAAACCCCCACAACCCAAUAAGCCUACUGGCUGGCCACAAGUAGACAUUGAUAGAGCGUAAAAAUGGCGGAGAGUAUACCUAACUUAAACCCUACCAAAACAUUCAACCCCAGAAUUUCAUUCACAAACCACACUCUCCCUUCAAUCUAUUCCUUCAAAAUAAAAUCAAAAUCCAAGAAGUUCGUAUCAAUCUCUGCAUCGGUGAGUUCGAGCCAGAACCAAAGCCAUAACCAGCAACGACUGUCUUUGGACUCUUUGAUCGGUAAUAGCAGUCGCAAAGACGAGCUUAUUGGCUCUAUCAGAAACUCCUUGCCUCACUGUCUCUCUGAAACGAACCUCCAUCUCACUGUCCCUGGCCUCAAAUUCAAAAUCAGGGGAAAGGUUAGAGAUAUUUACGAAAGUGAGGAUUAUCUUGUUCUCGUCACUACUGACCGACUAAGUGCUUUCGACAGAAUUCUUGCUUCCAUUGCCUUUAAGGGCCAGGUUCUUAAUGAGACGAGUUUGUGGUGGUUUGAAAAAACCCGACACAUAACUUCAAAUGCGGUCAUCUCGUCCCCAGAUAAAAAUGUUACAAUUGUGAAGAAAUGUUCAGUUUUUCCCAUCGAAUUUGUUGUUAGAAGUUAUGUGACUGGAAGUACUGACACAUCAUUAUGGACAAUCUAUAACAAAGGUGUUCGAAAGUAUUGUGGCAAUGUCCUCCCGGAUGGUUUGGUUAAAAACCAAAAGCUUCCUACAAACAUACUCACACCAACAACUAAGGCAGCAGAUCAUGAUGUCCCAGUAACUCCGGAUGAGAUAGUUCAACGUGGACUGAUGACUCAAGCUGAUUAUGAUGAAGCAAGUAGGAAAGCAUUAAGCUUAUUUGAAUAUGGACAGUCUGUUGCUCUGGAACAUGGCCUGAUAUUGGUGGAUACUAAAUAUGAAUUUGGAAAGGCAGAUGAUGGUUCAGUUCUUUUAAUUGAUGAGGUGCAUACUCCCGAUUCAAGCAGAUAUUGGAUUGCCCAUUCUUAUGAAGAACGCUUUCAUAAUUCUAUUGAACCAGAAAAUGUUGAUAAGGAGUUCUUGAGGUUGUGGUUCAAAGAUCACUGCAAUCCAUAUGAAGAUGAGGUCCUCCCUGAUGCUCCAGAAGAUCUUGUUUGUGAACUAGCUUUGCGAUACAUAUUUUUGUACGAGAAGAUAACAAAUUCAAAGUUUGAGAUGCCGAGCAUGGAGGAGCCAAUUCAUGAUCGAAUUUCUCGGAAUGUUGCACGAGCAUUAUCAUCACUAGAGUAAUUUUAAGCUUUUGAAUUAUUGGUCCAAUGUAUUCGUUGCUAAAUAAGCUUGAAAAGAAAGCACAAAUCUUGUUCUUGCAAAGUGAUGCGCAUUUGUUCUUGGGAAGCAAUGUGAGUUGCUAAAUCUUGAAUGCAAUUCUCUAUCUGGGGAGCGUCCUGAUGCUUGUUAUCUAACUCACUACCUAUUUCAAACUUAUUUUAUAUAUUGUGAGUCUAUCCUUUUUGCGUCA
Messenger RNA from Carya illinoinensis, 2438 nucleotides. Its product is annotated as phosphoribosylaminoimidazole-succinocarboxamide synthase, chloroplastic-like. Bases 1001 to 2209 code for a protein of 402 amino acids. The record is from RefSeq and is a predicted model, not a curated record. Gene Ontology annotation, molecular function: phosphoribosylaminoimidazolesuccinocarboxamide synthase activity. The transcript is spliced from 15 exons. Gene Ontology annotation, biological process: 'de novo' IMP biosynthetic process. NCBI's taxonomy places the organism in Eukaryota, Viridiplantae, Streptophyta, Magnoliopsida, Fagales, Juglandaceae. Gene Ontology annotation, cellular component: chloroplast stroma; cytoplasm.